AUGGACAGACUCUAUCACGCACUCUCCUCUACUUGUCUUCGUGUCCGCCUCUUACUAUUUCCAUUCCCUGCACGUUCGCGGUGCGGAACAUUCCCCACGCUAGAAGCGGAAGCGAAAUAUUGGUGCAUUGCUGCUCGUUACCGACGCCACCUUGCACAGUCUAGUGCUCGCCGGCCACCGCAAGAGACAUCUGAGAUACCUCUCGUGACGUACUAUACACCACGUCUUCUACCUCAAUACCGCGACGUACAGCACCUCGACGAAGGAAGCAGUGUAUUUUCUAUACCAGCCAAAACGUUUUGCAAGUGGCAUAGGAUGGUGUUUCGGGGAUCGUAUCACCCGACGCAUGCACAAGCAGUUGUGCGCAUGAAGUAUUACUCUCACAGAGACCUGAAAGAAAUGCAGCGGAUUGCGCGCCUUCUGUCAGACGAGCAAGUGUUACGCCGGCCUUGGUCGCCAAAAUAUAGCGAACUUUGGAAGCGAUGGUUGGAUACCAAAAGUCCGGACGUAGUCAUCGUGUUUGAGUGA
This is a messenger RNA of Suillus fuscotomentosus, 528 nucleotides long. RefSeq lists its product as uncharacterized. The record is from RefSeq and is a predicted model, not a curated record. Bases 1 to 528 code for a protein of 175 amino acids. Lineage: Eukaryota; Fungi; Basidiomycota; Agaricomycetes; Boletales; Suillaceae. The transcript is spliced from 2 exons.